GGAAAGUAUAAUACGCGAGCCGUUGGUUUCUCCAAUCUUGGGCGCGGCGGAGGAAUAAAUCCAAGAUCUCCUCUACGCCUUCCUCUCUCUCUCCUUUCGAUUCGUGUUCCUCUCUAGGGUUUUCUCUUCGUUCGCCCCAAAUUUCUAUAGCCGAGAGUGAUGGGGUGGGGAUCGCGGGAUGUGGCUGCGUUCAAGUGCUUGUUCUUGCUCGCUCUCAUGUUCGGGAUCAUGUCCUGCAUCACCUAUUGGAUCAUCCACAUGAAGCACGUCGCUCCCCUCGGCCUCGACGCGCCUUCGGAUCGCUUCUCGGAGGCGAGGGUCGUCGAGCACAUCCGGCAGCUCACGGUCGAGAUUGAUGGGCGCCAGGAGGGUCAUCCGGGAUUGGAAGAGGCAGCGAAGUAUAUAAGGAAGGAGUUGGAGACUAUAGCGUCACGGGCAGGACCCGAUUACAGAAUAGAGGUUGAGGAGUCACUUGUCAAUGGUACUUUCAAUAUGUUAUUUUUACGGCAUAGCAUAUCUCUUGGUUACAGGAAUCAUAAAAAUGUAGUUAUGAGGAUUUCGUCAAAAUUGUCAAAUGAUCGUGAUCCAUCUAUUUUGGUAAAUGGACAUUUUGAUAGCCCACUUGGCUCUCCUGGUGCAGGUGACUGUGGUUCUUGUGUUGCAUCAAUGCUUGAGUUAGCACGAUUAAUUGUUGACUCUGGCUGGAUUCCACCUCAACCUAUUAUCUUUCUUUUCAAUGGUGCAGAAGAACUCUUUCUUUUGGGUUCUCAUGGUUUUGUCAAGACACAUAAAUGGAGCAACACAGUUGGGGCUUUUAUCAACAUUGAAGCAUCUGGAACUGGUGGUUUUGAUUUGGUUUGUCAAUCUGGACCUGGAUCCUGGCCUGCCCAUGUCUAUGCUCAAUCAGCAAAAUAUCCAAUGGCAAAUAGUGUAGCACAGGAUAUGUUUGGCAUUAUCCCUGGUGAUACAGAUUACAGAAUAUUUGCUGAAGAUUAUGGCAACAUUCCAGGACUGGAUAUUAUCUUUGUUCUGGGGGGUUACUUUUAUCAUACCUCUUACGACACCGUGGAAAGGCUAUUACCUGGAAGCAUCCAAGCACGUGGCGAGAAUUUGUUCAGGUUGACUAAGGCAUUUGCAAAUUCUUCUUUGCUGCUAAAUGCUGGUGAAAGAUCUCUAAAAGUUGCACCUCACGGAACCAUGGAGGACCGUGCUGUUUUCUUUGAUUACCUAUCUUGGUUCAUGAUAUAUUACUCAAGGAAUUUGUCCGUGGGACUUCAUAGUUUGCCUCUGGUUGUAUUCCUCCUCAUGUCAUUGUUUCUGCAUUUUCCAAAUUGUGCUGUUAACCUCUGGAUUGCAACAUUAUGUGAUUUUCUAAAAGGGACAUUGUUUCAUGCUGUUAGUCUUGUUUCUGCCAUUGUUCUUCCAGUUGUAUUUGCUGUGUUGAGAUUAUUUUUCUCGAGCCAGGCGAUGAAUUGGUUUGCUCACCCUUUUUUGGCGUUCUUGAUGUUUGUACCAUGCUCACUGGUUGGUCUGUUGCUUCCAAGAACUGUAUGGGGAUUCUUUCCGCUUUCACAAGAUGCGUCACAUCUCAAUGUAUCAAAUGUGGUUCUAUCUGAUAAUGCAUGCUUUUGGGGAGCUUUUGGACUAUAUACUUUUAUAACUAUGGUUUAUCUGCUAGCUCAGCUUGGUGGUGGUUUCUUGACAUGUAUGAUAUCAUUGUCUAUGCUGCUUGCUUGGUUCGCUUAUUGCAUUAUGAGAAAGCGUUGUGGCCGUCAAUCAAUCAAGUCAUUAGCAGGAUAUGUAGUCCCUAUGAUCCCCUGCGUUCUAUACAGUGUUUACUACAGUGGGUUUCUUGUCCAAUUUUUGAUUGAGAAGAUGGGUAUGAUGGGCUCUCUUCCACAGCCUUAUGGCUAUUUUGUGCAGGAUGCUGUAGUUGCAGCUACAAUUGGACUGGUGACUGGGUGGUGCAUGGGUCCACUAAUGCCCGUAGUUGGUCAUUGGUUGGCCAGGUCAUCCAUUUUGCAAUGCUUCAUGCAAGUGACUAUUAUCGCUCUGGCUCUAUCAUCACAGUUCUUUCCAUACAGUUUGGAUGCACCAAAGAGGGUUGUGCUUCAACACACAUUUAAUACUGCCGGUGCUGACAAGGUUGUGGAUUCAAGAUAUGAUUUUUCUGUAGUUGAUUCCAAUUCACUGGCUUUUCUCUUCAAGCAUUCACCUGAAGCUUCAAAAAUGUUAGACAUCAAUUCAGAGUUCUCCUUUAACAGCAAUUAUCAUUCUGAUGGGAGCACUUGGAUAGCACUAUUCCCAGUGUCGUUCUUGUUCUCUGGAAGUUUGAAAUUUCCUGCAGAUGGUGAUAGCAUCUUAAAGCAUUAUGCAUCCUUCCCACACUUAACUGUUCGUAACACAAAAUCAAUUUCUGAGGCUGGUCACCGCAGAGUACACUUGGAACUUCAUUUAGGCUCCUUGGGUGAGAUCUGGGCUUCAGUCCUGAAUAUUACUGGUCCGCUGUCGAAUUGGUCUUUUGCAGAUUAUAGGCUUCCAGCUCCGGAGAAAAUCAGUGGUGGCCCACCAUCAUAUAUAUGUAGACUUAGUGGAAGUAGCAAUGAGAGUUGGACUUUCUGGCUAGAGGCCAACAGUUCGGAGGCUUUGAGGAUGGAUGUUGCUGUGUUAGAUCAGUAUCUCGUUGAUGAUACCAAAAAGUUGAAGAGCUUCUUCCCCAGCUGGGCAGAUGUAACUGCUUUCUCAACCUUUUUUUCGAGCUAUAACUUAUGAAAACGAUCCUAUUUGUAACCUUAAUUGUUCUUAGUUGUUAGAAAUUCAUUUUGUAUACCCCUACAAGGUGAAAAAGAAAAAAGAUGAUAUAGCAUCUGUCAUUUCUUCAUAAUUUGUCAAUCAAAAAUGUUUCAUUCUCAUAAACAUUACAAGAGGAUACCUUAGAUGUAUCAAGGUUUGAGGAUUUGAGUUUU
Messenger RNA from Musa acuminata subsp. malaccensis (wild Malaysian banana), 2966 nucleotides. RefSeq lists its product as uncharacterized. Gene Ontology annotation, biological process: proteolysis. Gene Ontology annotation, molecular function: metalloexopeptidase activity. NCBI's taxonomy places the organism in Eukaryota, Viridiplantae, Streptophyta, Magnoliopsida, Zingiberales, Musaceae. The record is from RefSeq and is a predicted model, not a curated record.